Messenger RNA from Nerophis ophidion (straightnose pipefish), 5374 nucleotides. It is a transcript of the gene arhgef5, whose product is annotated as Rho guanine nucleotide exchange factor (GEF) 5. The coding region runs from base 571 to 5046 and encodes 1491 amino acids. The record is from RefSeq and is a predicted model, not a curated record. Gene Ontology annotation, cellular component: nucleus; cytoplasm. The transcript is spliced from 15 exons. Lineage: Eukaryota; Metazoa; Chordata; Actinopteri; Syngnathiformes; Syngnathidae. Gene Ontology annotation, molecular function: protein binding; guanyl-nucleotide exchange factor activity. Gene Ontology annotation, biological process: intracellular signal transduction; activation of GTPase activity.
GAAAAAACAGCAAAGAGGUGUACUUCCUGUGUUUGGUGAGAGAAGAAUGGGGCAAGAUCAGUCUUCAGCCAGCGACCAGUUUUGUUCCAGGGGGUUUCACACUGCAGCCUGGCAAGUGAAUGAGGAGGGAAUAAGAGUGGACAAGACCGUGCAGACUUUUUUUUUUGGCUUGAUUUAUGAGAAAGCUGUUCAGUGAGAUCUUUUUUUUUUUUUUUUUUUAGAGGACAACAAGGCACGGGGGGGUGAGAGAGGAGGACAAGUAGGAGGGGAGAAGAUAAGUGUCAAUCUGUUGAGACUUGCUUGGGAAUUUGCAGAAGGAGGUUGGAGAGAGCAGCGAAAGCGAAGAGAUCUCAGGCGUGAACAUUUAUCUUUUUCCACUGGCGAUGGUUUCAUUUUUGAAACAUUGGGAAUGUAGCAAUAUGUCACCUUUGGACAAAGCAGGGAAUGCAUACUUGUGUGUUGUGCAAUCUCAUGCUUGAGAGCUGAGCUGGACAAGAAGUAGGGAGCGAGAGAGAGAGAUCAGCUCUCCCCCCACAACUUCACAUUCAGGGUUCUCCAAAGUAUGCAACCAUGGGGACCAAAAGGCCAAGCUGCACCCUCUUUGACACUUUUUCAAACCGGACCACAUCUGAUGGAAAGCUUCAGCCCGGUGGAAGACACUCCAGGGACCCCAGUCCCAGACCGGCCAUGACCGCCCAGUCUGAGCGGGAGAGCAACCGAGAAGAAGCGAGACGGCGGGAUCGGGAAGUGGUGAAAAUGAGAGACAAGACCAGGUACAAAGAUACCGACCCCCGGGAAAGGUACUAUGAGAGAGACCGGGGCCCCCGGCGCGGGCCGAGGGAGGCUGAGCGGGAGUGGAGGGAAAAGAGGCAAGAUGGUGACAAGAGGAACGGAAGGCCUCUUUCAAAUGUUGAAUGGGAGUUUGAGAAGAUGCGGGGGACGAAGAAGGGAGACACAUUUCCUAGGAUGCGACGAAGAAGCGGUGAAAGGGAUGAGGGCCGCGAGCACACCCGGCCGAGAAGGAUGGAGACUGACGCCUGGAGGCGGGAAAGAGUGCGAGAAAGGGACACGAAAGAAGAGAAAUCCAGGCAAAGAUAUCCGGUGGGAGACGGACGAGCCAGGGGGUCCUCCCCACGCGGUCGCAGGGACAGGGAGUCGCAUCCGGAUAGGAGGACCCACCAGAGAGGUGUGGGGACGAGGAGUGAGGGGGACAGUGACGAGCGGGAGAAGAGGCGAGAAAGAGCGAGGGAGAGGAGAGAGCGGGAGGAGUUGACAUAUCAGCACAGCAGGAGCGAGGGGGACUACAUUGAACACAGACAAGCAGACAGAUCCAGAAGGCGGGAGCAGAGGGAGCCAUACGGGGACCGGAGAGGCUGGUCGAGCGACAGGAGAGAGAACGAACCCAGGAAGGAAAGGCCAAGACAGGAAAGAGAGGCUGACCCUAGGUGGAAGGAGGCGGCCUCGCAGAGAGCUCAGAGCAGCGGAGAGUGGAGCAGCGACAUGGACAAUGAUAGCCACAGACGCAGGGCGGGAAGAGACGACUACGGAGGGGAACGUGUGAGCGAGAGGGGCGACAGGAAGAGUCCUCAGAGCGCAAAGAGAAGCGAGAGAGAGCAGAGACGGAUGUGGUUAGAACCACGAAGGGGCAAGAAUAGCAAAGACUCCUCACUGGAGGACGACUUAGACAGUGAGCGCAGGGAGGUGGAAGACGAGAGUGGGCGCCUCGAAAGUUGGAGACGUGAGUACAGGAGGAGCAAAGACGGAGAGACUGUACACGGAGGGGAGGAGGUCCAGAAGUGUGAAAAGGAGUGGAGGGAGACUGAGGACAAAAGCGAGGAGAGCGAAGGAGGAAGUGAGGCAGGGUGCAGGCAAGACAGAGACCGAGUGUUCUUGGCGGAGGACGGCUUUGUCACCGUGUCAAGCGGCGACGAGGACGAGCGAGAGGAGUUUGUGGACUGUCAGGACUUUUUGGAGGGCGGGGAUGAGGGCGACGACGCCUCCCGGACGAGGGAGGACAGUGCUAACGAGGAGGAGCAAGGAGGGAGGGAGAAGAGGCCCAAGUACGUCUUCUGCGUCAUCGGGCAAAGCAAGCCUGAGGGGACGUCACUGUCACAAGAUGAGGAAGGAGACCUUUCUCAGAGCGGAGAUGAUGAAUCCCUGCGCCUGAGGGGGAGCGAUGAAGAUCUAGUGGACAGGGACGACAACAGGUGCAAGGAGACGCCUGACGCUGGACAUCAGGAUCCCAGAAUGAGAGCGAGGAAACCGGAGCAUCCGUACGCCGAGAUCGGGCCCUUGAAAAGAGACUCUCAGACUGAAAAGCUCCUCAAGGAGUGGAGGGAGAGGAAUAAAGAAAUGGCCAAAACGGAUCCUCUUCCAAGUAAUCCUUACGCCGAUGUCUACUCUCAGGUGACUUUUGAGCAAAUCCUCCCCGCCUUAGAGGGGUUUAACAUCGAAGCCAUGAGCCCGGAGCAGAAGGAGGCCAUUCGGAUCCGAAUGAGCGGCGCCUGGAGCAUGUCUGAGGAGCCUAAGCGCCAUUCCCAAGCCCCUCAUCUCAAGUGGGCUAAAAGUGUGGUGAGGGAGAUCCUCGGCCACUCGGGGGAGGAGACGUUGGACGACUCGGCGAGACGAGACCUCCCGCAGCCCGAAGAGACGCAGGCGGACAAGGUCACGCGGGGGACCGCCGAGAUGCACCUGGAUAGCUCGCAGUCAGAGGACGAAGAGGGUCCGAGAGGUACGGGGCACAGCCGACAAGACAUGCAUGCUGACCCUCUCUCAGCCAUGCAUGCUGACACACCUGCACACACUCAUCAUCACACACUGAUAGACACACAGAGGACGCAGGAUCACAGCACGGCGGCGGAUAAAGACGCCGAACCCCCGCCUGGUCUCAUAGUCGUAGACGUGAAAAUGCCCGAGGAGGCAGACGAUGAGAUUAGAGAGAAAGAGAGAGAAGCGAGCAGACAGAAGGAAGUGGAGAUGUAUUUGUCUGUGAGCAACACGCUCUAUAAGCCCAACAGCUGCCCCAUACUCAACUACGAGACUCAGCCGGACCUCCUCGUCCCCUCCACGGAGGGCCGUGACGAGGAGGAGAAGGAGGCAGAAAGAGAAGAAGGUCAGGACGGAGGGGGGGAGGGCGGUUUAGCGUCGGAAUCCGACGAGGAUAGCACAGACGCAGCGGCCAGGAAACCGGGAGGCGGGACUCUCGCGAGCUCCUGCAGCUUCCGGGACCUGGGCGCCGAGGCUCGUUUGAGGAGAAGGGGGAUCCGUAAAACCGCCGAGAGGAAGAACAAGGAGCUUGUAGAGGUGGAAGAGGAGGAAGGUGUUGCGAGGGAUCGCAGAACUCGAGUAUUCUCUACAGCAGACGAUGAGGACGAUCGCGCUAAAAGCUGGGGAGAGGUGGAGCUAAGGAAUGUUCUGGACACAAUUGGAAGGAGAAAAAGGAACUCAAAGUUUUUCAAUGCGGCCCAACUCUACCAGCAGUACAGCGAGGCGGCCCAGAACUUUGAGAUCCUGAGCCAGUCCCGCUCUUCCGACGUCAUCUUGGUCAGCGGGGAAAAUUCGUCCUCCCCUGCGCCGUCGCCGCCUCCCGCCCGCAGGCCUCUCCCGCCGCUGCCCGCCGUCCCGCACCCGCACUCCUUGGCCCACUCCGACUCCAUCACCAGCAUCAGAAGCUUGCCUCUGCCCGAACGGCCCAAAUGUGAAGGCCGGCCUUCCUCCCCGCGGCUCUCCAUCUCACUCACGCAGUCGUCCACGCUGUGGCGAGAGCUGCCCGGCGUCCGCAACAGCAGAGAGCUGGAGGACCUCACGGAGGACGAGAGGCGUCUGCAGGAGGUGCGGUUUGAAGUCGUGACCUCUGAGGCGUCCUACUGCCGCAGUCUGGACAUCGUCGUCGAGCAUUUUGUUAAGUCUAAACAGCUGAGGGCACUGUUGGCCACCCAAGAUCAGAACUGGCUGUUUUCCCGUCUGGCGGACGUCCGUGCAAUCAGCCACAGCUUCUUAUCAAAGCUGGAGGAGCGUCUGGAGUCGGACAUCAUAUCAUUUACCGUGUGUGACAUCAUCGCUCGCCACUGUCAGCGUUUCAAGAUGGUUUAUGUACCCUACCUCACCAACCAGUCCUACCAGGACGCCACCUACCAGAGACUCAUGAAUGAGAAUCCCGGCUUCAAACGCAUCGUGGAGAAGUUAGAGAGGAGUCCUGUUUGUCAAAGACUUCCCCUUCGUUCCUUCCUCGUCCUCCCAUUCCAAAGAAUUACAAGAAUUAAGCUGCUGGUCCAGAACAUUGUGAAGAGAACAACCCCUGGUACUGCAGAUGCGACACAAGCCAUUAAAGCUUUGAAGCUUCUAGAAAAGCUGAUCCAAGAGAGCAACGACAGCAUCACUCAGAUGAAAAGUAUCGAGUCGCUGGUGUCGCUCAGUGCCAAGGUGGACUUUGAGUGCAGGACUCUUCCUCUCAUCAGUCAGUCUCGGAGGUUAGUGCGAGAGGGACCCGUCACCGAACUGAUGGACUUCUCCCUCAAGGAAACCGAGAGGAAUAUUUACAUGCACCUAUUUAACGACUACCUGCUGCUCUCGCAACAAAAAGAAGGGGGCAAGUUCACGGUGAUAGACCACGCCCCCGUGGCGGAGCUGCGUGCAGAGAAUUGCCGCGUCAAACUUCAUUCCCUGCAGAAGAACCUGUUCCGGCUGCACAUGUUGAACAAGUCGCUGCUGCUGAGGACCGACACACAGAGUGAUAAGCUACGUUGGAUAUCCGCCCUUUCCCGACCUCAUCCUGAGAUAGAUUUUUCUUCCGCACAAGAUUUCCCACAGAUGCAAUGUAUCCGAGCUUUCGUCGCCCAGCAGCCUGACGAGUUGUCUUUAGAAAAAGCUGACAUCAUCCUGGUGCACCAACAAAGCAGCGACCAUUGGGUAGAGGGCACCAGGCUGUCCGACCGACAUCGCGGAUGGGUGCCGGAGUUGCAUUUGGAGUUAAUUAACAACUUCAGGGUCCGACAGCGCAAUCUAUCUGAUGCCCUCAAACUCACCACGGCCACGGCUGCAGUAUGAGAGGGACUGAAAAAAAAAAAAAAAAGCCGCACACAGACAUCCAGGUUGAAAUGAAAGGUCUUCCUGGGCAUCUUCACAGCUCCAGUAGGACGAAGUGGAGAGUCGGCGUCUCCUAUGAUUAGGCCGUGCAGAAUAAGGACAAUCUAUGCUGGCUUUGGAGCAAUGCGUAAUAAUAUUUGUAUAUUGACUCGAAUGGAAAAUAGUAGCUAAAGAUGCAUGUUUUACUGCAACAUGAGCCCUGUGCAUGCAGUAGACCCGACUGUGUAGAGAAUGUUUUAGGUUACACAGUAAAUAUGUUCCAAUAAAUUCAGCGCAUUUACACACUGCA